This is a messenger RNA of Corvus hawaiiensis (hawaiian crow), 1349 nucleotides long. It is a transcript of the gene RWDD2A, whose product is annotated as RWD domain containing 2A. The coding region runs from base 170 to 1060 and encodes 296 amino acids. Lineage: Eukaryota; Metazoa; Chordata; Aves; Passeriformes; Corvidae. Gene Ontology annotation, molecular function: protein binding. The transcript has 3 exons. The record is from RefSeq and is a predicted model, not a curated record.
AAGGUCCGGGCGUGGCGGCGGCGGGAGCGGCCCAGGCGUGUCCGGCGCGGGCUGGGACAGCCGGUCUCGCACAGCUUCGCUGACAUCACGCUCCCGUUCCAAAGUUGCCCUCCCAGUGCGCUGCUUUUGGCUGGGGCGGAGUUAAUUUUCUUCGCAGUGGCUGGCGUGCAUGGAGGGCAGUGCAAUGGCUGUCACGGUAAAAGAAUGCCUGGAGCUCCAGCUGCUGGAAGUGGAAAUGCUGCUUUCGAUGUUUCCCAAAAGAGGGGAGUUCAGUCUGGAUAAGGAUGCCGUGCCCAGCAUCCAGCGCUACCUGAGGAACGCUGACGGAGCCCUGCCCCCACAGCUGGAAUAUCGCAUCGCUCUUGAUGUAGGGGAGGCGAAGGCAAAGGUGGAAUUGCAGGUUCUCCUUCCUCAUAUGUAUCCUCAGGUAGCUCCUCAGCUCUUUGCCAGAUCAGAUGCUCUGCACAGACAGCAGCAGUUGCAGCUCAAUACUCAUCUCGCGUCUCACAUCAGCUCUCUGGAUUCAGGAGAUCUGUGUGUUUGUGAGGCUGUGCAGUGGGUGAAGGACAACAGCCUGCCUUUCUUGGAAAACAGUAAGACCUCGUCUGAGUGUGCUUCAAAAGAAGUCAGGGUUAAGGAAAUGCUGCAUCGCAUGUGGAUCUACAGCCAUCACAUAUACAGGCAGGAACUGAGGAAAAAGAUUUUUGACUGUGCAAAGAAAUUAAAUCUGACUGGCUUCUGUCUAACUGGGAAACCUGGUGUCAUCUGUGUGGAGGGACUCCAAGAAAACUGUGAAGAGUUCUGGCGUGAUAUUAGAUAUCCCAACUGGAAGCAUAUUUCAUGCAAGCAUGUGGAGAAUAUGGAAACGGAGGGAAGCAUUGAUAAUCUUCGUCUCUUUCAUGGUUUUGAAGACCUGCAGUUUCAGGCACAUGGUGAUUAUGGCCUGAGGAAUGACUAUCACAUGGAUCUUGGCCAGUUUCUAGAAUUCCUGAAACAGCACCAAAGUGGACACAUUUUUCAAAUUUUAUUUGGUGUUGAAGGCAAACUUUCAGACAAUUGAGAGAAACUGAAUAAAGAGUUCUAAUUUUGGAGAGUGGGAGAUGUUGCUAACACUGAAAUAUUGUGCCUUACAGCUAUUGUGAAAAGGGAAACUUUAACAUCUGAGAUGAAUGGUUCAAGUAGUUAAUCUCAGCUUCUGUGCUGAAUCGUCACAUAUUUUUGAGACGUGUUCAGUGAUUUUUUAGGACUUUAAAACUGGCAUUUGUCUCUAUGAGCCAUGCCUCAACGCACUUGCAAAGUGAUAAACAUUCCGCAGGGUGUUAGGAAUUAUACACUUCUGUCUCCUCAUC